Molecule: messenger RNA, 3515 nt
Organism: Haliotis rubra (blacklip abalone)
Lineage: Eukaryota; Metazoa; Mollusca; Gastropoda; Lepetellida; Haliotidae
Exons: 6
Coding region: 135-3515 (1126 amino acids)
Molecular function (GO): protein binding
Source: RefSeq, a predicted model, not a curated record
AUGUGUCAAUAUACCAACACAGGUUACGAUCAUGUAAAGCCCGCCUUUGUUUCAAAACUUGAUUUAACAGUUGGUGUAUCAAUUUUAGUUUUACUUGAGGAUUAGAUUAAUGUUUCUAACAAUGAUUUUCAGACAUGUCGGGGAAUCAAAGGGAGACAGAAUCUGAAUGUCCUGACAGGGGAAGGGAGACAGAUGGUGAUGAAACUUUCACAAUGAACAACUUGGCAUCAUCAGAAGUAGCACAACCUGGUAAUGAGAAUGAUGUGGAUGUCGUUCGCCAAGGAACACAUGGUGAUGGGACAUUCUCCAUGGACAUGAUAGCAUCAUCAGAAGUAGCACAAACUGGUAAUGACAGUGAUGUUAGUGUCGUUCCCCAAGGAACACAAGGGAGACAUGGUGAUGGGACAUUCUCUAUGGACAUGGUAGCAUCAUCAGAAGCGGCUGAGCGUCAGGUCAGUCCGGGAAAUGGAGUCACGGUUGUUUAUGAGAGACAAGCAAUGUCUACUAGAAUCACUGCAGACAUGUCGAGGAAUCAGAGGGAGACAGAAUCUGAACGUCCUGACAGGGAAAGUGAGACAGAUGGUGAUGAAACUUUCACAAAGAACAACCUGGCAUCAUCAGAAGGAGCACAACCUGGUAAUGACAAUGAUGUUGAUGUCGUUCCCCAAGGAACACAAGGUGAGAGGACAUUCUCCAUGGACAUGGUAGCAUCAUCAGAAGUGGUUGAGCGUCAGGCUAGUGCGGGGAGUGGUUCCAUGGCUGUUUCUGAGAGACGAGAAAGGCAAGCGGUGUCUACUAAAAUCACUGCAGGGUCUGACUUCAAAGGCAUCAUAGUACAGGACUCUUCUGAUGUCAGCUUAUCUGUUGGAGGUCAGAAUGAUGGAAUAAUGAAGUCAGAUAUGCUGCAAAUGAACCUGAAGCGAGUCAAAGACGUCUGUGUGAAAACUGCUAACUAUAGGACAGUGAAGGGGCGCUUGGAGAAGUAUGGUCAUGUAACAAUAAGUGGUGCUUCUGGUGAAGGAAAAACGUCCAUUGCCUUGAUGAUAGGAGCAGAUCUCAGGAACCAGGGGUAUGAACUUGUGGUUGUUGAUGAUGUGGAUAAAUUCGAGCUGAGGAAUUGUGACCUGCGUGGAAAGAAAGUUUGUCUGAUACUGGACGAUAUAUUUGGAACAGUCGGCUUAUCAACUGACGUUCCCCACCUUAGGUCCAUUCUACAAAACCUCAAACAUUAUUUAGAAGAUGCUAAAUCUAGCAAGAAAAACCAACGGGAAACACAUCCAGGCGCUGAAUCAGCGAUUCGUGUUAUCUUCACCACCAAAUCUUACAACCUGGAAUGUGGAGUCGCAAAGCUGGAAGGCCAAGAAUAUUAUUUUUUCACAGGACCAUCGCUUCUCGAUUUGACAAAAAGUAAAUCAUGUCAAUACAGCCCCCAGGAAAGAAGGAAGAUACUCCAGAAACAACUAAAACACCAUAACAUCGACCUGGACCUCGAUAUUGAUGAGCUUUGUGACACAAGAGAAUCUUUGUUUGGUUUUCCCCUGAUAUGUACUCUGUUUUGUGAAUUUCUGAGUUUUCAGAAAGAACCUGCACAGUUUUUCCGAGAACCUCUAUUUUAUCUACGGCAAGAAAUUGACAUGAUCAUGGAACGUAGGAAUGACCAGUCUGCUGCGCUCAUCCUGAUGUUGGUGUGUGAAGAUCUUUUGAACUUGAGCCAGGUAGAAAUGGAAUCGAAAAAUCAUGUUUUAGAAGCUCAUCUGCAGGCCGUAAAAAGCGUGGUGCCAGUUACCUCACGGACUACAGUUGCCAAAGCUGUCAGAUCUUACAGGGGUACAUUUUUUACGGAUGGGGAUAUCCUUGGAUUUUCACAUCCCACCAUCUAUGACGCCUGUGCGUGUGCCCUAUUCAAAAUGAAUCCAUCCUUCGUUCUGAACCACUGCAGUAUCAGAUUCCUUUAUGAGCGUGUACAGGCCCAACAAGUCCAGACCACUGCAAUAGAUAAUCACCUCCACAUCAUCUACGUGUCAGAAGCUCACUAUGACAAAAUUGCCUCCAGACUCGCUGAUGCUGUUGCCGAAGGAAACUACAGUAUGUCUGUUACACACCCUAUUCUGAAAAACAAGCAAAUAGUGGACAAAGUCUUCCAGAUGCUUAAACUGAAGAAAACAAAUGCAUUAAAAAGACUGCUGAAUCCAAAAGGCACCCAGCGUCUUGCCAUGUUGCAUGCAAAGGAAGAAGAGAAGCACUUACUGUACUGGGCAGUUCAUGCACAUAGUCUGUACUUGGUUGAGAAAAUCCUCGAUGUUGGAUACCGUUUUUCAGACGAAGAGAUCAAGGAAGCCUUCCAGGCCUGUGCUUCCUGUGGGAACGAAGCAGUGUUGUUGUUGUUGUUAUCUUCCAAAUAUAAGUCACUGCUACAUCAAAGUGUGUUCAACAAAGCUCUAGUGACUGCCACAGACAAUAAUUACAAAGGCGUUGCAUUAGCUUUACUUAACAUUGGAGCUGAUGUCUUUGAAUCCAAAAAUGAUGUUGGAGAAAAUGUCUUUCAAACUGCAAGGAUGAAGGGGUUCAGUCUAGUUGGAGGGGCAAUAUUUGGAUUCAUUACCAAAGGGCUAAGUAUCAAACCUCUGACUGGAGACUUCGACUUUGAGAGAGCAGCCUAUUUAGCCUUGUGUUACAGCUCUUGUAGAGGUGGUAACAUGUUGAUUAUUGAAGAUGUCAUUGGUGAUUUUGACAUUGACACAAGAGGUUUGUACGGUCGCACACCGCUUCUGGAGGCAGCUAGAGGUGAUCAAAUUCCCGUAGUUGACUUCCUUAAGAACCGAAACGCUGACGUGAAGAAGGUGGACAAUAUGGAGAAUAGUCUGCUACACGUUGCUUGUAUGGGUGGACAUCUUGGUAUGGUGAAACAUGUGUGUCCAUGGUUUAAUAUUGAUGACAGAGAUGUAUAUGGGUGGACACCUGCAAUGGUAGCAGCUGUCUUUGGAAAGUCUGAAGUGUUUGACUACCUCAGACUACAAGGUGCAGAUCUGACACUGGUUGAUAAGACUGGAGAUAAUUUGUUCACUCUCGCCCUUCAGGGAGGAUGUAGACAAAUCAUAGAACGAUUAUCACCUGGUGGACAAUAUGUGAAGAAGCAGAAUCCCUGGACUACACUGAUGAGAUCCGUAGUGACAGGAUCUUUUAAAAUGUUGACAGUUUGCCAUGACAACAGUCCUGAGCUUGUUAAGACAGACCAGUUUGGAGACAGUCUGCUUCAUCUGGCUUGUCGUGGAGGCAACAGGAAAUGUGCAGAGUAUCUGCUCCCGUCCUAUGACAUCAAUGUCCGAGGUCGGUAUAACUGGACACCGGUGAUGAUGGCGGCUGUGUGUGGACAUGAGGAUGUCUUCCAGCUGUUGGUGGACCACAAUGCAGAUCUUGCCUUGCUCUCAGAUACAAGUGAAUGCAUCCUUACUCUGGCUCAGAGAGGACAGAGUAAUGCAAUUGUGGAAUGUCUGAGGAAUAUGUCAGGAAAUUAA